UUACUCCGCAUUGAUUGCUGCAGAACCAGUUUCAUCUCCAACGGAAGUAUCGUUCUUUGGUUCUAAAUAUCGUCUCCACGAAUAUCUGCCGUUCGCAUAAAUCACGAUCAUGGAUCACAUACGGAACAAAACUUUCCUGGUCACCGGCGGAGGUAAUGGACUCGGUCUAGCUUUUGUUCAACGGCUGUUGCAGGACGGCGCGAAGAUUGUUGCCAUCAUCGACUUAGAAAGCAGGUCCGUAGCGGUUACGGUAACCGAGUUGGAAAGAGAAUUCGGAAAGGGACACGUUCAAUAUUUCCCUUGCGAUGUGAGCAAUGUUCAACAACUGAAAGAGACCUUCACAAAGAUCUGGAGCACACUAAAUGACAUCGAUGUUGUCAUUAACAAUGCUGGUAUAUUUAAUGAUUGCAAAUGGGAGCAAACGAUUGGUGUGAAUGUCAACGGUGUGAUCCAAGGAUCGUUGCUCGCUUUGAACUACAUGGGCAAGCACAACGGUGGCAAAGGUGGCACCAUAAUAAACAUCUCGUCCAUCACGAGCCUUGAUGUUUUCCCAUCUAUGCCUGUUUAUUGCUCCAGCAAACAUGCCGUAUUGGCGUUCAGUCGUUGCCUACAGGAAAACUUCGAGAAAACUGGGGUUCGCGUUCUCGUGCUGUGCCCUGGAGUCACGACAACGAAUCUCAUAAACGAUAUUACGGAGAAAACUUUGGACCUCGUUGAUGAAAAACAUAGGGAAAAUUUUGAGAAGAACUAUCCAAAACAAUCAAUGGAAUACGUUGUCAGAGCCAUGCUAAGCCUUCUUUUGAAAGGCCCGAACGGAUCAGUCUGGGUCAGUGAGGCUCAGAAACCACCGUACGCCGUCGAAUUCCCUCCUUACAGGAAAAGGAGUAUGCAGAUCAAGGAUAAAAGAGUCAUCGUAACGGGAGCUGCGGGUGGUUUGGGUAUGAACAUCAGCAGAGAACUGCUACGAAAUGGUGCAUCCAUAAUAGCAAUGAUAGAUGUUGAGGAGGUAGCUGGCGAAGAAGCGAUGAACAUAUUGAACGCGGAAUUUGGCCGCAAUCGAGCUGUAUUCUUUCAUUGCGACGUUGCGAACAAUGCCCAAUUCGAUGAUACGUUCAAAAAAGCUGUGAAAACACUCGGCGGCCUCGAGAUCCUAGUGAACAAUGUUGGCGUCAUCAACGAAGACGAUUUUGGAAAAGCUGUCGAUGUAAACGUGACGGCGGUGAUACGAGGGACGCUUCUCGGGAUCCAACAAAUGCAAAAGGACGCCGGUGGCAAAGGCGGUGUUAUCGUAAACAUAUCGUCUGUGGCUGGUCUGUACUCCUUAUCUCAGCUUCCAGUAUAUUCCGCCACGGAGCACGCUGUGGUUUCCUUCAGUCGUUCCUUUGCGCUACCUUAUCAUUACGAGAAGACUGGAGUAAGAAUAAUGGUCCUAUGCCCUGAGCUUUCUCAGAUGUCCAAUGAUGCGAAAGAUUUGGAAGACAGCCCCUCGCGGGAUGAAGUAAUACAGAAAUACAUCCGAAGAGUGGACAGCGUGGCACACGGAUUAAUUUACGUGAUCAGAUGCGCUCAGAAUGGAAGUAUUUGGAUCAGUGAGGAUGGGAAACCUGUCUACGAGAUACAACUGUUCGACACCCUACCGCAAAAAAAAUCAGCUCGGCUUAUAAAUACCAUUGGCGAAGACCGAUCGAACUUUAGUACAUUGAGGCACGUUCACUCCGUCUUGUGUCUCUCGAACUCUUUGCAAACCGAUAUCUCGUGUGUCUCAUUUCUCUCGCGAUCUCCUUCGGACAAAAAGAUGGAAGACGAGAGCAACAAAGGCAGACGAUCUUCCGCGUCUGAGAAAGCCAAGGAGAUAGAGGCGAUAAAUGGACUCGUUUCCGGCAAGAACGUGCUCAUCACUGGCGGCGCUGCAGGUUUGGGGAACGCGUUUAUGAACCACUUUCUGAAACACGGCGCAAACAGAAUAACCAUAUUAGAUAUCGACGAGGAGACGGGAAAGAGAGUCGAAUUGAGCGUAGAGAAAUCCUACGGGGAGAAGAAGGUGCACUUUAUUCACGUCGAUGUCUCCAACUACGAACUUAUGGCUGCGGCUUUUGACGAAGCAACGAGUUUAAUGAACGAUAUUGAUAUUAUCGUAAAUAACGCUGGUACCUUGGACGAACGACGAUGGGAAAGAGAAAUAGCAGUUAACAUUGGAGGAAUGAUGUGUACCGCCUUAUUGGCUGUCAAAUAUUUGAGCAGAGACCAACUUGGACACGGAGGAACUUUAGUGAAUAUCAGUCAGCAUGUAGACAUUAGAAGCACUGCUCAAAUUCCGAUUUACACGGCCACCAAACACGCUAUUAUUGGCCUUUCACAAUCUUUAGCAGACUCUUACCAAUACGAGAAGACUGGUAUUCGUGUGAUAACUCUGUGCCCUGGCCUGACAGAAACUGCCCUCACAGUGAACAGCCCAAACAGAUUACUCUCUCGAGUUAUGAAGGCGGACUUCGUAAAAAAUCUCGAACAACUGUCGAUACAAACUCCGUACGUGGUUGCUCAGGGUCUAAUGUCGAUACUAAGAAUCGCAGAAUCCGGCACCAUAUGGGUGAUUGAGAACGGUCGAACCCCGUAUGAAGUUUAUGUUCCAAAUCCACGUAGUCUGCGGCGUACUUACAAAAACAAUUUCACGCUAGUCGAGACCAAGGUAACCACAAGAGGCCGGCCAAUUAGAGAAGUCUGUGACAAUACACGAACAGGUCUGAUGAGUUGUGCUUGACGACGCGAUGGCGGAACAUCUUUGACCAUGAUCUUCCGCGUUCUUCAAGAAGCUCUAAAGAUUGGGAUCGCUACAGUGUUCAGUCGUUUUGCUUAAUAGAAUCCCUUCGUAGCCACUGCACGUGGGAAAAUUGUCGAAGGUCGACGAAAGCGAUCGGAUCGAGUCGUUUUCGAUCACUUGAAAUGCUGUUGGAAAAAAAAAAAAAAGGUUCAAGCUGCACAGUGCUUGAUAUUCGUUAGUCAUCGAUACAAUAUUGAGUAUUUAUACAGACAAUGCACGCGUAUAUACAUGAUGUUUUGUACAUAAAAUCAACGUGACCGAAUUUAAGAGUUCUCUUAAAUAAUUGCAAUUGUUGGCAAGAAUGAUAUGGAUUUAUUAUACG
Frieseomelitta varia is the source of this 3140-nucleotide messenger RNA. RefSeq lists its product as uncharacterized. Gene Ontology annotation, molecular function: oxidoreductase activity, acting on the CH-OH group of donors, NAD or NADP as acceptor. Bases 110 to 2758 code for a protein of 882 amino acids. The transcript is spliced from 20 exons. NCBI's taxonomy places the organism in Eukaryota, Metazoa, Arthropoda, Insecta, Hymenoptera, Apidae. Gene Ontology annotation, cellular component: cytoplasm. The record is from RefSeq and is a predicted model, not a curated record.